CUUUCCCAGAUCAGUACCAGCACGGUACGAGCGGCGCUGCUCGCUACAUUGUCAUUCGGCAGUUACACGUCAACCGAUCGUCACGCGUUUCCAGUCCUUUUUCCUUUGAAUGAGUGCGCAUAGAAAUUCCACGGCGAAGACGAAACUGCUCGAUCCGUUCUUUGAAACACGACUCCCGGUGUCGCGGAGGAGAAUUCGUCGUUCGUGAAUAGUUCCUCGUCCACGUUGUCCCGCCUGGACACGCAUCGGGGCUCGAUUCUCCGACGUGCCUCGGAUAUUAGCAGGGUUAUCCUAAGGGGAUUCUUCAAUUGGACCAUGAGCUGUGUGUUUCCGUUUUUCGAAACUGUGAAACCGGAUUGACGGACUACGCUUGACUCGAAAAUCAACGGACCAAACGGCUCGAAGAGGCGACACGCGCGAGGCAGAAUUUGAAAAAGAAAAGAAAGGAGCACAGUGUUGUGAGGCUGGUUGCCGGCUGACAGGGACGAAAAAGAGAAAGGGAGACAGAUCUCGCUGGAAGAAAUGAAAGACACAGCGGGUAAGAAGUACGAACAGCUCUUCGACGACAAUGAACUGGAUGUCAACGCGGAUAAGGGAAGCGACGAGAAUGCAACAUUGAAAGAGGGUCCGAAGGACCAAAGCUCAGAAAUGUGGUUAACAACUGCUGAAGCAGCCAGUCUUGGCACUGAGGAAGUAGCAGCAAGGUUGCAUGUUGACAUAAGGACUGGACUAUGGUGGCAAGAAGCUGAUCACCGGAGACAAUUAGUCGGAUUUAACGAAUUUAGUGUCAAAGAAGAAGAACCAACAUGGAAAAAGUAUAUUGAACAGUUCAAGAAUCCUUUAAUUUUAUUACUACUUGGUUCUGCUUUUGUUAGUGUAUGUAUGAGGCAGUUCGAUGAUGCUGUCAGUAUUACAGUGGCUAUCAUAAUAGUAGUGACAGUUGCAUUUGUACAAGAAUACCGCUCUGAAAAAUCCUUAGAAGAACUAAACAAACUGGUGCCACCAACAUGUCACUGCUUACGAGAAGGCCGUUUAGAAACAUUUCUCGCUCGCAAUUUAGUUCCUGGUGAUAUAGUUUAUUUAAAUAUUGGAGAUAGAGUACCUGCAGAUAUCAGGAUAUUCGAAGCAAUAGAUUUAGCAAUCGAUGAAAGUAGUUUCACGGGAGAAACUGAACCAGCACAAAAGUCCACUGCUCCGUUACUUAAGACUAAUGGGUUGACAACAAAGAAGAAUAUUGCAUUUAUGGGUACAUUAGUACGCUGUGGAAACGGCAAAGGUAUAGUAGUUAAUACAGGCGAGAAGAGUGAAUUUGGAGAAGUUUUUUCAAUGAUGCAAGCUGAAGAAGCUCCAAAGACACCUCUACAAAGAAGCAUGGAUAUUUUGGGCACUCAGCUAUCUUUUUACUCGUUCUGUAUUAUUGGUAUUAUUAUGCUUCUUGGCUGGAUCCAGGGCAAAGCUAUUCUUGAAAUGUUUACCAUCAGCGUGAGCUUGGCAGUGGCAGCUAUACCUGAGGGUUUACCUAUUGUUGUAACAGUAACUCUAGCUUUGGGUGUUAUGAGAAUGGCUAAAAGAAAAGCUAUUGUGAAAAAGUUACCAACAGUUGAGACCCUUGGUUGUGUAAAUGUGAUAUGUUCCGAUAAAACCGGUACUAUUACGAAAAACGAGAUGACCGCGACAAUCUUGGUAACUUCUGAAGGAUACAUAGCUGAUAUUACCGGGGCUGGUUACAACGAUAAGGGAGAAAUACGAAUUCGCAAAUGCGAUAAUUACGACCUUGCUCGUACUGCUAUCAGCAAUAUGUUGGAAGUAGGAUGUGUCUGUAACAAUGCUAUAAUACAGAAUGAUACUCUACUUGGUCAGCCAACGGAAGGUGCAUUGAUAGCGUUGGCCAUGAAAUAUGGAAUGUACGGAGUGGCAGACAAAUAUUUGCGGCUACAAGAAUACCCUUUCUCCUCGGAACAAAAAAUGAUGGCUGUGAAAUGUGCACCGAAAUACGGAGAGAAUAGGCAAGAAAUAUUUUUUGUAAAAGGUGCUAUAGAAAAGAUUUUGCCUCAAUGUACUAAGUACUCUGCUAAUGGUUUGGUGUAUUCUCUUACCCAAAAGAAGGAUGAGGAAUUUCUAACAGAAGCCUACGAGAUUGGACAACAAGGAUUAAGAGUAAUCGGUUUAGCGCGUGGUACAUCGAUACAAGAUCUUAUGUAUGUUGGUCUAGUGGGAAUAUGUGAUCCUCCCAGACCACACGUUCGCGAGUCUAUAACAACUCUCAUUAAUAGUGGCGUUAAAGUUAAGAUGGUCACAGGCGAUGCCAAAGAGACUGCAUCUGCGAUAGCAAGCAUGAUAGGACUAGAUACACUUCAUUCGCGACUAAUGUCUGGAGAUGAAAUUGAGUUAAUGACUGAACAUCAAUUAGAGCAAUGUAUCAGUAACGUUAGUGUGUUUUACCGGGUCACGCCAAAGCACAAAUUAUGCAUUGUGAAAGCAUUGCAAAGGGAAGGCAAUAUUGUAGGGAUGACAGGCGACGGAGUAAAUGACGGAGUCGCUUUGAAGAAGGCAGACAUAGGCAUAGCCAUGGGCAAAAAUGGCACCGACGUCUGCAAGGAAGCUGCAGACAUGAUUCUAGUGGAUGAUGAUUUUGGAACUAUCAUUGCCGCGAUUGAAGAGGGAAAAGGGAUUUUUCACAAUAUAAGGAAUUUUGUAAGAUUCCAGUUAAGUACUAGUAUAGCAGCUCUUUCUUUAAUCGCUCUUGCAACUCUAAUGGGUAUACCGAAUCCUUUAAAUGCAAUGCAAAUUCUUUGGAUUAACAUUAUUAUGGAUGGUCCACCUGCUCAAAGUCUGGGAGUUGAACCGGUUGACAAAGACGUGCUGAAACAGAAACCGCGUAACACGAAGGAACCGAUGAUCACACGACACCUUAUUAUCAACGUACUAUUAUCAGCUACUAUUAUCAUUCUUGGUACUCUGUGGGUUUAUAAUAGAGAGAUGAUAAAUGGAAAUACCGCAAGAGACACAACCAUGACAUUCACCUGUUUCGUUUUCUUUGAUAUGUUUAAUGCUCUGAGCUGUAGAUCACAGACAAAAUCAAUAUUUACCAUUGGUUUAUGGAGUAAUAAGAUGUUCCUGGUAGCUGUAACAUUAUCAGUAAUAGGACAGAUGUUAGUGAUCUACUUCCCCCCGUUACAACGAGUAUUCCAAACCGAGGCUCUGACGGCAAAAGAUAUUUUGUUCCUCGUUGCGUUAACAUCAAGCGUGUUUGUGAUCAGCGAGAUAAAGAAAUUUAUAGAGAGACAGCUCUACAGACGACGAGCAGAAGAGAAUACUUGCCUCAUGGAUGACCGGUACCCCAGCUAUGUUGCUUUGCACUAAAUCGUGUAUGAAUGAGAAAAGGCUAAUAGGCUCGGCGGUCGAUAGGCAUUUGUCAUUGUGAAGCGUCAGCACGAGCACAAUCAGAAUCAUCUAAAAUCAAAUAGAGAAUUAAUUACUCGAACGAAGGGUGCUCCGGAGCAGUUCGAGAUUAUAUGGCCGCGGAAGUCACGUGAACCAGUCCUUAACACUAAAACUAUCGAGCAGUUAAAUUGACAUUUUGAAAUUCUAUAGAAACUCCAAGAGUGCAUCUAUUGAAGCUUUAAUUCAUUUAUUGUUUAGUUU
This is a messenger RNA of Nomia melanderi (Alkali bee), 3645 nucleotides long. It is a transcript of the gene SPoCk, whose product is annotated as secretory pathway calcium atpase. Gene Ontology annotation, cellular component: membrane. Gene Ontology annotation, biological process: calcium ion transport. The record is from RefSeq and is a predicted model, not a curated record. Gene Ontology annotation, molecular function: P-type calcium transporter activity; ATP hydrolysis activity; ATP binding. NCBI's taxonomy places the organism in Eukaryota, Metazoa, Arthropoda, Insecta, Hymenoptera, Halictidae.